Molecule: messenger RNA, 6556 nt
Organism: Peromyscus maniculatus bairdii (prairie deer mouse)
Lineage: Eukaryota; Metazoa; Chordata; Mammalia; Rodentia; Cricetidae
Gene: Stk35
Product: serine/threonine kinase 35
Biological process (GO): negative regulation of G2/MI transition of meiotic cell cycle; protein phosphorylation
Cellular component (GO): cytoplasm; nucleus
Molecular function (GO): protein kinase activity; ATP binding
Source: RefSeq, a predicted model, not a curated record
GGUCAUUAGUGGGCGUGAGGAUCAGCAUUCUAACCCAGGCCUGAGCUGUGAAUCAAUCAAACCUAAGCCAUUCACCCAAUCAGCAUAAAGUGCCGGCGUGGAGCUACUAUGCAGGUCAGACGCGGAGAGUGGUUUGCAGAGCGCAGACGACUCGCGAGGUCCCUCAGUACAAGUCGCGGGAUUUUGGCGCGCUCUUUUUGUUGGCUGGGUGUUCUUGCCGGUGAUUGGUUCCGGACUGUCGCGGCUGCUGGGUCGAUCUCGGUUGCACAGAGGCGGCACGGCUCUGGGCUGGCCUCCUGGGGGAUGGGCCACCAGGAAUCUCCACUGACCAGAGCAGCGGCGGGAGGUGCAGCUUACAUAAAGAGGUUACGUAAAGUGCUCAGCUGGCGCGAACUCGAGGACAGCCACGGGGAUCUGGAAGCCCAGGCCUCCCCCGGGAGCGUUGCUGUCACUGCAGGAGCAGCGCCGCGACCGGCUGCACGUCUCGCCCGGGUCACCGCCUCGCGCCCUACGCGGCUCGGCAGACAACCUCGGCUCGGAACGGACCAUCAUCCGGCGCGGGCUCCAGGGGGGAACCGGUCCGCCCGGAAGUGGAACAGCGCCGGGCAGAUCACAAUCCAAGGUACCGCUCCUCCGCAUCUCGGGGCUAGACGGAGGGAUGAGGCAGGGGGGGCCCGGGCGGCGCCGUUGCUGCUCCCCCCGCCUCCCGCAGCCAUGGAAACGGGGAAAGAGAACGGAGCCCGCAGAGGGGCAAAAAGCCCGGAGCGGAAAAGGCGAAGCCCAGUGCAGCGGGUGCUCUGCGCGAAGCUGAGGCCGGCGGCCCAGGCUAUGGAUCCCGCUUUGGCCGAGGCCCCGGGCGAGGCCUUCCUGGCCCGGCGGCGGCCAGAGGGCGGCGGCGGCGGCGGUGGUAGCCCUGCUCGGCCGCGCUACAGCCUGUUGGCAGAGAUCGGGCGCGGCAGCUACGGCGUGGUUUACGAGGCUGUGGCUGGGCGCAGUGGGGCCAGGGUGGCAGUCAAGAAGAUCCGCUGCGACGCCCCCGAGAACGUGGAAUUGGCGCUAGCUGAAUUCUGGGCCCUGACCAGCAUGAAGCGCCGUCACCAGAAUAUCGUGCAGUUUGAGGAGUGCGUCCUGCAGCGCAACGGGCUAGCCCAGCGCAUGAGUCACGGCAACAAGAACUCACAGCUGUACCUGCGCCUGGUGGAGACUUCACUCAAAGGAGAAAGGAUCCUGGGCUAUGCUGAGGAGCCCUGCUAUCUCUGGUUUGUCAUGGAGUACUGUGAAGGUGGAGACCUCAAUCAGUAUGUCCUGUCCCGGAGACCAGACCCCGCCACCAACAAAAGCUUCAUGCUACAGCUUACAAGCGCCAUUGCCUUCCUGCACAAAAACCACAUCGUGCACAGGGACCUAAAGCCAGACAACAUCCUCAUCACAGAGCGGUCUGGCACCCCCAUCCUCAAGGUGGCAGACUUUGGACUGAGCAAGGUCUGUGCAGGGCUGGCACCUCGAGGCAAAGAGGGCAAUCAAGAUAACAAAAAUGUGAAUGUGAAUAAAUACUGGCUGUCCUCAGCUUGUGGCUCAGACUUCUACAUGGCUCCCGAAGUCUGGGAGGGACACUAUACAGCCAAGGCGGACAUCUUUGCCCUGGGCAUUAUCAUCUGGGCAAUGAUAGAAAGAAUUACUUUUAUUGACUCUGAAACCAAGAAGGAGCUCCUGGGGACCUACAUUAAACAGGGGACUGAGAUCGUCCCUGUUGGUGAGGCGCUGCUAGAAAACCCAAAGAUGGAGUUGCAUAUCCCCCAGAAACGUAGGACUUCCAUGUCUGAGGGGGUGAAGCAGCUCUUGAAAGACAUGUUAGCUGCUAACCCACAGGACCGACCUGAUGCUUUUGAACUUGAAACCCGAAUGGACCAGGUCACAUGUGCUGCUUAAACUCCAGGGCUGAACGUCUUGGGUGUUUUUAAACUAGGUCGAUCCUUCGGGACCCACAGUCUCAUCAUGUCUCGGACAGGAUGGCAGAGGGUACAGGUGGUGGCGAUCUCCUGACAGCUGGACCUCCCACAAUGUGAAGCUUUUGCUUGGGUUUCCCACGCUACCCUUUUCUUUUUCCUUUGUUAUAAUAAUAAUUAUUAUUUUAAACAUUAAACCAUCAAGACUUCUGAAGAGCAGAAGGCUACACUCUGGACAGGCACCUUUGUAUUGUUUGAGUUUUUGUUUUGUUUUUAAGAACAUUGAAUGUGGGCAAAGCUUAUGCAUAUAUUCACCGUUAAUCCGUUAAUUUCUUAAGUUAGGAAACAAUUUUAGUUUUAUCUUUCAUGUUCUGUUUUCUUUCUUACACAUCUUUCAGUUUUGCUCUAGCAUCCCAUUUCCCAAAGAAGUUCUAUCUGCCCCGAGUUUCGGUUUCUCCUGGAAAGGGAUACGAAGAUACAAGGAAGCAGCCUCCGAGUUCCCUCCCUACCAGACGUGGGAGCUCUUGUACUCCUUGGAUGGGCUGGUCCUGGCCAGCCCUCAGGCCUCAGUCAGGAUCAGAGAUGAAGAAGCUCUCAGAAGAGGAAGACCAGGGUUUGGCCAGAAGGACUCUAAAGAAGACCUAAACCAUGGGUUUGGUUCUCUUUUAAGUUCUUGGGAGCCUCAGGCCAUACCAGGACUCACUGUAGUUGGAAUUGCUUCCUUCUGCCCUUUCCAAGCGGAGUCCCUGAGGAAGGAGACUGAGAGUGAUCAUCCCAUCACUUGGGGAUAAAGACCCCCCACACCCACCCCACUUGCACAAGCCUAUCUUCUAUUAGGACUGUUGUGCUGACCCUUGUCACUUGGUCUUCCUUGGCCUCUGGCCACUGCUCUGAGGCCAAUACCUUUUUCCCUGGAUUUUGCCUCCUGGAUUAUCUUCCCAGGGUGCUGCAAGUCCAGCCUGUCAUAGAGACUACCUAGCCCCAGUUUUGACCAUUGCAGAGUACCCUCAACUGGCUGCUGCCAUCAUUUCCUCACAGUGAAAGGUGUGCCCUGUGUAUCAGGAUCCAUGGUGUCACUCACCACCGGGUGAUACUGUCAAGCGCCAUCUCUCUUACCCCCAGGGACUUCGUGUUAGGUGAUCACCCUCUUUGUAACUGUUGUCUGAUGAGAAGAGAAAGGACCUGCCUUGAAUAGGGAGGUAUGGGGCAGACAGGGAUGCCCACAUGGCUACUAGAGGGCUCGUAGAGCAGCUAGCCGUCUUAAAGCAUCCCAACCUAGAUCCCCGUGACUCUGCUGUCUGUCUGCAUAGCCUUUCACUCUUAACUCCCUGCAGUGUUCUCACAGCCUCCUAAGGGACGAUACCUUCCCUCCAGCUGCUUCAUGGACCCUGUCAUUCUCUCUGGCGCAUCCCUCGACUGGGACGCACCUUCGGUUGCUCCAAAACUUUUCCAGAUUGUUCAUCCUGUUCUGGUCACAUGAGAUGGGGUCUCUGGACAAGGAAGGAAGGUAUCUAUCUGUUUGUUUAUCUUCCUAAACUAGCAUAGGACAGGUAGGGAAGUGAGAGGCCAAGGAGAGCUUUUCUUCCAGCAGCUGUCCCUUGGUCCUGUAGUGUGGGAAGGCCAUCACAACACUGAACCCUGAUCAGCUCUGUCCACUUGCAUUUCCCAGCCUUCUCUCAGGCAACUCAGCACCAAAGUUUCUUCCUCUUCUUGGCCAGAGGUCAGCUGCUGUUCCUGUGGGUACAUGGCUGCAGGUGGUAAUGUAGGCCCUUACCUUGCGCUGUACUGUGAUAGCAUCUUGUCUCCUUGAGUGACUUUUUAAGCAGCCUCUUGAGCCUAAUCAGAGAAGCACCUGGGAGGGUGGGAGCAGCAGCCGCCCCUAAUUGCAAAGUACAUUCCAUUUCUGUUCCACGUCCCUCCCUUCCCCUGGGCGCUGCUGUCUCUGUGCCUGAGCAGAUGGGAAAAGCAGUCUCUGAGCUCAGGACCCCACACUUCCUGCUGUAGUCCUGCUCUGGGUUCCUAGCAAAUCACUAGUCUACCGACCUUGCCCUUUCUCGUCCCUGUCUCUUGGCUCUCUACAAUCAAGACCUGGGUUACGGUGCUUUCCCACCGGACUUUUCUUGGUGUCAAAGCAGCCCCCAUUGGUUGUGGGUGGGUAGCCCGGGGAGGGGUAGCCUGCUUCCCUGCACCUUAUCUUCCAUGCUCCCAGCUGGCUCUGGCCUGAUGAGUGCACCUCUCUCUAUCUCUGGCUCAGAUGAGAGCCAGGUCUUGAGCCCCAAGUGCCUGUUCCUGGGUUUGUUGUUGUUUUUUGUUUUGUUUUGUUUUGUCGUCCCCCCCCCCCUUGCAGUCUAUGCUAUCACCUACCAGCCAGAUGGAAGCUGGCCCGGUGACACGCUUGCUGUGCUGUGGCCAGUGAGGCAGCCCCCGGUGGGCUCUAUAGUCUUCCCAAAGCCUGGCUCUCCGUCUCUCUUAGGGAUCAGCAUCCUUGUCCUCUGUUCCUCCCCUUCUGCCUCUAUAUGGGUUGCAGGCCUGCCAGUAGCUCUGUGGGGCAUCAUCUCAGGUGCCUCCAGGUUUGUUAGAUCUGUCCACAUUCUAGAAGUUGCAGAACUUCUAACGUUUGUCCCUUUUCUUGGGUGUGAGGGUUGCCUGUUGGGAGACUGUCCUGGCCUGAGUUCUCUGCGCUCAGGCUCAGCUCCCUGUGAGUGAAGGACAGAUCAUAGUGCCUUAUUCCAUUGUCCUCCUCUGUCCAGACUCUGCCAGAAGCAGGUGGCUGUCUUCUGUGUCCAUUUGUCACUGUACUCAUACUCUCCACCUGUAUAUAGCCACAGGGGACGGAAACCUCUGAGCCCCCACCCACCUCCCGUGGGCUGUAGCCAGACACACCUCCCUCUUGCCUCUGUGGCCCUUCCAGCAGCUCUAGACCAGGACCAAAUGCUGCUGCCCACACAUGCACACUGCCUUUGUCCCUCCCUGUUCAUACCUCUAGCCAGGAAGACACCGACUGCACCAUGGGAACUGGCUCCAGCUAACCCCUUCUGGUCAUUGGAGACUAAGGGUCGGGCUUUAGCCUCCCUCGCUCUAGGGCAUUGGGGCGGGGAGUAGGAACUCUAGUCCCACCUUGUAGGGUUUGCCCUUUGGCUGCCUGAGGGAUGUUUUAAUGUUUACUUAAAGAAAUACCCUGUUUACAGCUGGAGGAAAAGUGCGCCCACUCUAGGUGAAGAUCUGAGUCUGGAUAGGGCCCGGCCUCCCUGUGGCACUGCCAGCGGUGACUCCAGUGGCAGAGAAGGUGGAUAGAUGCCUGGAGUGAGCCCGAGGCCCCUGACUCACUGGCUUCGUAACCCCGUGGUGCUAAGACCACUCCUGUCCUCCUCACAGCCUUCUUGCCCCAACAGUCCCGCCCCCCUCAUUCCUUCCUCCAAGAUUUUCAGCUCUAACAUAUCACUAUUUUAGAAAACCAGUGUUCGCAGCAAUAAGGUUAUGUUGUUUUUGUGUGACUAUUUCCAAGAACAGGAAAAGAACAUUGUGGGAAUCUUUAUGCUAUUAGCUGUUUACUGUGUUAGAAGACAGCAUAAAGGAUGGAUUGUAUGUGGGUUUUAACCUUUAGGUUUCGUUUGCAAACUUGGGAAGAGCAAGAGUCUAACUGCUAUCCUCCAACGAGGGAACGUUACUGCCCUGCCUUAUUCCGUUGCCCCCCUCAACCCUGCUCACCUCAUGUGAGCUCUUCCCACCUCGUCUCUUGAUCAUUUGCCCCGCCUUCCACAUCUGGAGGCACUAGUGGCUCAACUCCAGGUGGGUCUUUGGGUUAUCCCUACCCUUGACUGGGUUCUUUCUCCCCAUCUGGCAGCGCCAGACAGCUGCUGGGAGUCUACCUCAGAAUUGGCUAAGCUUGGUAAUUCAGCUCUCCAGGCCAGCAGACUGGAAGCUGAUGCCUCUGCCUUUGCUGAUUCUGAGUUUGUCAUACAGCCCUCAGGACAGCAUAGGGUUGACUUUGAGGGAAAGGAGCCUUGUCUGGAAACAUGCUCUGGGAGGGGAGCCCAGUAGGUAUUCUAGAGCAUUGGCUGAUGUCAGCAUCCACAGCCAUCUCUGAGGGACGCAUCUACUGCCAUUGCUUGCCUGGGGGCCCCUAGGAUUGAGGGGAGUACCAGGAGUGAGCCUUUUUUUUUUUUUAAUCCAAGUGAGACCAUAGGAAGAAGGAAACCUACUUAGGGGGUAUUUUUUAAAAAAAAAUUACAUCCCAAAGGCUACUUACCAUCAAAACCAGAGGAUAUUUCAGUUAUUCUUAAUGCUCAUGUGGGUCAGACUUGGUUUUGAGGGAGAUUUAAAGCCAGGCACAAGGUUAGUUUCAAUACUAGUUAAUCUAAUUUUCCUUUUUUUUUUUUUUUUUUUUUUUUUUGCACAGAAGCUGGUAAUAUAGGACCUAUGUGUGAACAACUUUAUAUGAAUAUUUUUUGUACUUGGCUUACUUGGGUUGGUAUGAUACAUUAUAUUUAAGUUCUUUGAACACUGUGGAUCCCCCUAUUGUGUAUGAAUGACUGAGCUUUGUAAAUUAAGGGACGUUUGUGUGAAUAAAGUUAUUUGAUGGGGUCUAAAAGCCAUAUGCUAUUUGCAAA